This is a messenger RNA of Durio zibethinus, 1779 nucleotides long. The record is from RefSeq and is a predicted model, not a curated record. Lineage: Eukaryota; Viridiplantae; Streptophyta; Magnoliopsida; Malvales; Malvaceae.
AUGGAGGUUAUUGUAUCCACUGUUGCUGAUGCUAUGCUCUCUGCUUUCUUCCGCUCCGUAUUUGAAACGUUGUCGUCCCCUGACUUUCUUAAAUUCACACGGGAUGAGCAAGUUGUAGCCGAAAUGCAAAAAUGGGAGAAAUUGUUGCUUAAAAUAAAUGCCUUGCUUGAGGAUGCUGAAGAAAAGCAAACCACAAGUCGUGCUGUGAAACUCUGGCUCAGGGAUUUACAACAUGUUGCUUUUGAUGCUGAAGAUGUUGUUGAUGAAUUUGCCACUGAGGCUUUGCAGCGCAAACUAAUGGAGCUGACUCAGGCUUCAGUAAGCAGCCACAAGGGAUGGAAGAAGUUCAUCCUUCCGUCUCGUUUCCGUGCUAUCAAUCCAAAUUCUAUUAUCUUUGAUUCCGAGAAGUACAAAAUAAAAGAAAUUACUGAAAGAUUGGAUGACUUAGAUGCACGAAAGAAUUAUUUGAAUUUAGUAAAGAUUGGUGGAGGGAGAUCUGAGAAAGUGCUUCCGAGGCUGCCCACCAGUUCACUUGUUGUUAAGUCUCGUGUUUAUGGUAGGGAAAGGGAUAAAGAUGCUGUGAUUAACUUGUUGAUGGAUGGUGGUGAAAUGGGUGUGGUUCCAAUUGUAGGGAUGGGAGGUGUUGGUAAAACUACUCUUGCUCAGUUAGUAUAUGAUGAUGAGAGAAUUAAGACUUCAUUUGAAUUGAAAGCUUGGGUUUGUGUCUCCGAGGAAUUUGAUGUUCUUAGGGUGACAAAGACCUUGCUUGAUGCUGUUGCUUCUGAUAUUGGCAAGUUGGAGGAUUUAAAUUUACUUCAAAUGCGGCUAAAGGAGAAGUUGUUGGGGAGAAAAUUUUUGAUCGUUUUAGAUGACAUCUGGAAUGAGAACUAUUUGCAAUGGGACCUACUAUGCAGACCCUUUGCAGCAGGCGCAGCUGGAAGUAAAAUACUGGUGACAACACGGCAUGAAAGAGUUGCAGCAGUCGUGGCUAACCGUGUGGGAUACCAUUUGAAGCAAUUGUCAAAUGAUGAUUGUCUUUCAUUAUUCACCUGGCAUGCUCUUCGAGCUAACAAUUUUGAUGGAUACCCAAAUUUAAAAGUAGUUGGUGAGCAAAUAGUGAAGAGGUGCAAAGGGUUGCCACUUGCAGUUAAGACCUUGGGAGGACUCCUUCGCACUAAAGUAAAUCGGGAUGAAUGGGAGGAAAUUUUGAUGAGCAAGAUAUGGAAUUUACCUGAAGAAAGAAGUGGUAUAAUUCCAGCUCUGAGAUUGAGCUACCAUGAUCUUCCUUCCAAUUCGAAACGAUGCUUUGCUUAUUGUGCUAUAUUUCCAAAGGGCUAUGAAUUUGACAAGGAUCUGUUGGUUCUACUGUGGAUGGCAGAGGGUUUCUUACAACAGCCAAAAGGUCAAAUGGAGGACUUAGGUUUGGAUUAUUAUAAUGAGUUACUUUCACGAUCAUUUUUCCAGCAGUCAAACAGCAACAAAACUCGAUUUGUGAUGCAUGACCUCAUAAAUGAUUUAGCUCAAUUUGUUUCUGAAGAAAUAUGCUUUAGUUUUGAAGAUGGGGAUAUGCUUAAUGGUGAUAAGUUAUGCACAGAUGUUGAAAAGAUUCGUCAUUUAUCUUUCUCUCGUAAACAGUACGACGUUGCAAAAAGAUUUGGAAUCCUCUGUCAGAUGAAGAAUUUAAGAACUUUGAUUGCAUUACCAACUUGUAUGCCACCUUGUGCAGCAUAUUGCUAUUUAAGUGGUGAUGUAUUACAGAAUAUAUGCUACCAAGGUUGA